Molecule: messenger RNA, 2115 nt
Organism: Cygnus atratus (black swan)
Lineage: Eukaryota; Metazoa; Chordata; Aves; Anseriformes; Anatidae
Gene: FAM171A2
Product: family with sequence similarity 171 member A2
Exons: 10
Coding region: 1-2097 (698 amino acids)
Source: RefSeq, a predicted model, not a curated record
AUGCGGCCCCCCCGCCUCCUGCCGCUGCUGCUGCUGCUGGUGGCCGGCCGCGGGGCGCGGGAGGUGCUGCUGAAGGUGCAGGUGUAUGAGAGCGGGGCGCUGGCCCCGCUGGCCCAGGCCACCCUGGAGGUUUUUGGCAACCGCAGCUCGCUGGCCACCGGCACCACCGACCACGAGGGCGCUGGUGUCCUGCCCCUCGCCUACCGCCUGGGCUCCUGGGUCCUCGUCACCGCCACCCGCCGCGGCUACGUCACCGCCUCCGUGCCCUGGCGUGUCACCAAGCUGCCGUUGUACGCCUCCGUCAGCCUCUACCUGCUCCCGGAGCGCCCCGCCACCCUCAUCCUCUACGAGGACCUGGUGCAAAUCCUGCUGGGCUCCCCAGGCGCCCGGGGCCAGCCGUGGGUGCAGUUCCAGAGGCGGGCGGCGCGCCUGCCCCGCAGCUCCACGUACAGCCAGCUCUGGGCAUCGCUGACGGCCGCCACCGCCCCGCGGGACCUGCGGAGCUUCCCUGCCUUCCUGGGGGCUGAGCACAACGCCAAUGCCACCUGGCUGGAGCUGGCGCCCGUGGCGGCCCUCAGUGUUCACCUCUUCACGGGGAACGGCACUGAGGUGCAGCUCUCCGGCCCCGUCCAUCUGUCCAUCCCACUGCCCCCCGACACCGGCACCCUGGUGGCCACCAGCGUGCCCGCCUGGAGGUUUGACCCCAAGAGUGGGCUGUGGGUCCGCAACGGGACGGGGCUGAUCCGCAAGGAGGGCCGGCAGCUGUACUGGACCUUUGUCUCCCCCCAACUGGGGUACUGGGCAGCAGCUCUGCCCUCUCCUAGCACAGGGCUGGUGGCGAUGGCUGCGGGCAUGAAGGACAUCACCGCCUACCACACCAUCUUCCUGCUCACCAUCCUGGGCGCGCUGGCCCUGCUCGUCCUCACCCUACUCUGCCUCCUCAUCUACUACUGCAGGCGGCGAUGCCUGAAGCCGCGGCAGCAGCACCGCAAGCUGCCGCUCUCGGGGACCUUGGACGCCUCCAAGCGGGACCAGGCCACCUCCAUGUCGCAGCUGAACCUCAUCUGCAGCAGCCACCUAGAGACGGCGUCCUCGGGGGGGGACACCGAGGCGCACACCCCCGUCCUCAAGUCCUCCUUCGCUGCCUCCCGUGACUUCGACAGCUCCCGUGAGGACUUCUUCAAGCAGGUCCCGGCCCCCCCAGCCCCCCCAGCACCCGCCAGCACUCUGGGGCGCCGCCGUGUCCCCCGGGAGGACUUCGGCCGCCCGGGCGAAGCCUUUGGCCUCGCGGCCCGGCCAGCGGGGGGGGACCUGCCACCCACUGAGCCGCUGCCGCCGCCGCCACCGCCGCCGCGGCCACCCUCGCUGGGCCAGCCGGGCCAGCUCAUCCUCUGCGGCCCCCUCGACGGCGGCCAGGAGGACGUGUACCGCGGCGUGGUGCCCACCCUGCUCAUCCCCGCCCGCUACAUGCGCCUGGACGGGGCGCCCGAGGGGACCCCCCAGCCGGACGGGGGUGGCCCGGCGGUGACAGCGGCAGCGGCGGCGGCGGUGACCGGUCCCCCUCCCGUGGCGGCGGCGGCCCCCGGGGGGGCCCCGGUGGCCAUCCCGGUGCUGCUGAACGAGUCGGCGGUGGCGCAGCUCAACGGGGAGCUGCAGGCUCUGGCGGAGCAGAAGCUGCUGGCGCCGCGCGCCUGGUUCGUCUCGCUGGACGGCCGUGCGUCCCACGUCCGCCACUCCUACAUCGACCUGCAGGGCGGCGACAGGGGGCCCCUGCCCCGCGCCCGGCCCCCCCGUGCCCCCCCCUCGCCCGAGGACAGCGCCCUGGCCCCACUGCUGGGCGGCCCCCAGGGGCGGCGGGGGGCCGGGGGGAGCGGCGGCGGCGGCGGCAGCACCCGCAGCAGUGCCAGCGAGCCCCCCCGUGACUCCCCCAGCAGCCCCGAGGACGAGGCGGGCGAAGGGGGCGAAGGGGGGGACGAGGCGGGCGACCGCAAGAGCCCCUGGCAGAAGAGGGAGGAGCGGCCGCUGAUGGUCUUCAAUGUCAAGGCGGGGGGGGCCGGCAGCGCCCCCCGGGCCAGCGGCACCUCAAAGCUGGCAUAGGAGCUGGGGGGGGGGGGG